GAAACGUCAAAGCUAAACUUUUGACAAUUAUUUAUUGUUGUUCUUCAGUUCCUCAUGGCCGUGCAGUAGCCCACAGAAUCUCAUCGAGUUUCGCGUUAUGGAGUACAUAAACGAGGGAAUCGCCCUGGGCGUAGACCUUUUGAUCCUGGGACUAUGCUUCAAGGAGUAUGUGAAUUACAAGAAGUCCUUAGCUUCGCUCAAGAAUGCUCCGCAACUCCACCUGGAAUCAAAUUUGAGGUCGGUGGUCGAAAAGCAAAAGGACAAGAGGAUUCCUUAUGCCGUAAUUCGGGGCACUGUCAUGCCGAUUGGAGCACCCUUGAAGAGUGUUAUGUCACCAUCGGUUACGGGGGUCUUGCAGGUCAUCAAAUUGAGUGAACACCGCGUUGCAAGGGGAUUUGCCGGUUUUUGGUCGGACCAACGCAAACUCAUUCAUGUAUCGUCGAAUGAAGUGCCAUUCGUGAUCACGAGUGGGAAGGAAAGCGUGGAGAUUCUUGACGGUCUUUCAGCGUCAGUCAUAGAUUUAGACCUGGUAUAUGACAGCUACGAGCCAGCAUCCCUCACAUUUUUCGAUCAUAUCUUCGGGUUUUUCUCGGGGGUGCGCCAAAAAGGCUUCCAAACCACGGAGGAGAUCCUUCGGGACGGGAGCUUCAUCACGGCUAUCGGCGAAAUAGAAUUAGACGGGAAUACGUUACGGAUGCAGUCCUCGUCUGUGGGUCCGAUGUUCUUGACGACAGCAACAAAGGGAACGCUGAUCAAAAAGUUUGAGGAGGCCAAGUCGUCUACGCUAAUUAAAAUGUUCUUCUGCGGCACAAUAUCUGUGAUACUAAUAUCAAUCAUAGCACGUAAAAUCUAUCUGAAGAAGAAGCAAGAGCGGUCGGAGCGAAAACUGAAGGAGUCGUUGGAGAAAGCUCGACGUGAACGGCGGUCUCGAGCGCGCCCCCGAAAUCUCAACGACGAACAACUGUGCGUGGUUUGCGUUGCGAACCCUAAAGAGGUCAUUGUGUUGCCGUGCGGUCACGUCUGCCUCUGUGAGGAUUGCUCAGAGAAAAUUCAGUUGAACUGUCCCGUGUGCCGGGCACGCAUUGAAACCAAAGCAGCCGCGUUUAUAUCCUAAGCGAACAAAUGUAAAGGCAACUGCCAGACAAUUGACUCAUCUCAAGUUUUAGCAUAACGGAUUGUGGAAAGUAUAGCAUUGGAAAUAGUUUAUUAGAAUAUUUCGAGGGCGAAUAACUAUUUAUUAAAAAUGUGCAUAAUCAUUUUGUCGUAAUUUCAAUAAAAUAAUGUACAUAUUGAGUGAA
Messenger RNA from Hermetia illucens (black soldier fly), 1298 nucleotides. It is a transcript of the gene Mul1, whose product is annotated as mitochondrial E3 ubiquitin protein ligase 1. Gene Ontology annotation, biological process: organelle organization; protein ubiquitination. NCBI's taxonomy places the organism in Eukaryota, Metazoa, Arthropoda, Insecta, Diptera, Stratiomyidae. Gene Ontology annotation, molecular function: ubiquitin-protein transferase activity. The coding region runs from base 98 to 1114 and encodes 338 amino acids. The record is from RefSeq and is a predicted model, not a curated record. The transcript is spliced from 5 exons.